Messenger RNA from Pipra filicauda (Wire-tailed manakin), 8515 nucleotides. RefSeq names its product interferon-induced very large GTPase 1-like. The coding region runs from base 220 to 7512 and encodes 2430 amino acids. Lineage: Eukaryota; Metazoa; Chordata; Aves; Passeriformes; Pipridae. The transcript has 3 exons. Gene Ontology annotation, molecular function: GTP binding. The record is from RefSeq and is a predicted model, not a curated record.
CCUCGGGAGCUCCGCGCACGGACGGAGACGGAUCUGGGGCCUUUCCUUCCCGCUGCUCUUCCUCCGGAAUUCUCCAGGGAGUUCCCAUCUUCUCCACCCGCCGCCGUGUCCCCCAGGCCUGGGCUGUGACGGUGCUGUGUCCCCUGAGCUGGGCACCUUGGCUGCCCGUGUCCUCUGGGCACUCAAGGCUGGGACCAAGAGGAGCAUCUGCUCUCAGCCAUGGCUUCGCAGGACGACACCCAAGAGGGGCAUGGAGAGGCACAGCUCCUGGCAGAGGCACUUCAGAAGGAAGGACUGGAGGCUGCAUACUGGCUCCCCAAACUCUCCCAGACCCUGGGAGUCCAGUGCACACAAGCCCUGCAACACCUGCAAUAUGAAGACUACCUUACGUUGGAGCGCCAAGUGCGGCACCCCUGGGAGAAAAGGGCGCUCCAGAAACUCCUGAAAAUAAGAGAUGACAAAGCAACUUCUGAGGAACAAGAAAAGCAGCACUUGGAGAGGACAAAGCAGACACAAGGAGUGGCCAAGCAAGUCCUGAACGAGCUGAAAGAAAUGCUCGACAGCCGCAGCCACAGCCAGGAUGUUGUAAGGCAAAGAGCAGAGGCUCUGUGUCAAGCCAUGGAGAUUCCCAAGGAGUUCUGGCCAGCACUAAAGAAGCCCUUGGCAGAUGUGCUGGAGAGCAUCCAGAAGCAGCUGGAGCAGCAGGAGUCAUCAGUGGGCAGGAGGGAGAACAUCCCCGACACGGAGGUGCUGAGGCGGGCGUCGGGGGGACUGGCCCUGCAGGGCAUCUACAGAACCAGCAGGGCUGAAGAUGUGCUGGCAAAGCGAGAGCAGCUCCUCAGGGUUCCUGAGGGAUUCCAGCUCGCCGGUCCAGAGCAAGGGUCGCUGUUUGAGAGCAAAGAGUUCUCCUCCAGUGCAGCAGAAUCCACUUUCACCAGGUCCAUGGAGCAGCUGGGCUUCAGCAUCAGCGUUUCUGCCAAAGCCGGGUUCUGGGGAGUUAAACUGGAAGCUGGUGCAGACCACAGCAGCUCCUCACAGGCACAGGGCACCCACCAGUCCCACUCUGAGCAGAGCUACUUUUGCACCACCAAGUACCAGUACACCCCUCUGGCCUCCUGCUACUUCCAAAGGAACCAGCUUCUCCUCUCGGAUGGGGCCCUGCGGGAGCUGCAACACAUGGAGCGGCUUUUGAGCCUCACUGGGGAAGAAGACCAGCCCAACCUGCUGGAGAGCUUCUUCAGCAGGUUUGGGUCCCACGUCAGCCAGGGUCCCCUCCACUUUGGGGGCAUAUUCUGGUGGAAGGCGUCUACAGGAGGAUUCAGAGCCGAGCAGAGGGAGGAGAUGAAGCGACAAACAUCUGAAGCCCUGAACACCUUUGUUGGGGCCAGUUUCAGUGGCUUCGGGGCCAGUGCAGGAGGGGCCACAGAUGUUUCCCGGUCCAGCUCACAGGCUUCUGUCCAGGGCAGAGCUGGAGAGAGCUCCCACACAGAGAUUCAGCUUCACGUGUUCACCACAGGGGGCCCAUCAGAGACCGAUUCUCUCUCUCAGUGGGAAAAGGGGCUUGUGUCCAAUAACUCAACGUGGUGCAUUAUCGACCGCGGCUUCCAGCUGAUCCCGGUGUGGGAGGUCAUCCUGUGCAAUCACAGCAGGGAUUUUCAGUCUGUCCAUGGAAUGAGCCGCGCCCUCAGGGCUGCGUACAAAGCACUGACGAAUCAGAGCGUCGGCAGCGCUUUUGGAGAGGAACUGGCCAGUGCAGUGGAAGAGGCCAGAGAGUUCAUGGAGAUUGUGAAGACCUGUCAGGGCAUGGUGGAUGAAAGGAAACUGCUCACGCUGAUGGAUCUGAAACAGGAUCUGAGUGCAAAAACCAAGGACCCCAGAGUCUGGAUCAACGUGUGCCUGUCGGACAAAGCCCUGCAGGACUUCCUGGUGAACACCGUGAGGAGUUGCCAGGAGUCACCUCCAGAAAACUCCACCUCUCUCAAGGCAAUCUUGAGGAGCCUCCUGGAUCCUCAUAUCUAUUCUGUCAAAGACUUCCCUGAGUCUUCCUUCAUUAUGCAAUGGAUCUUCCAGACUGACCACAGGCUUCCCAAAACUCCCAAUGUCUCUGAACUUGGAGAGCUCCUGCAGACACUGCAGCAAAUGAUGGAGCACAUCCAUGCUGUCACCUACGCACCAGGAACCUCUGCUUCUGCCGUCCAGGAAGCAAAGAGAGAAGCCACCCUGACCACAGGCCUCGCAAUUCAUUCCUUACUGCGGUCUCUCCAGGAAAGGGCUCAGAAGGACAUGGAACUCUUGGUGCUCUUAAUUGCGACCAGCACAGGGUACCAGGUGGGAAGCAGCACUUUCCAGCACCUCCUUGGCCAUGCAGAAAUUCAGUACCUGGCCCAGGCAAUGGCAGCGGCACACGAGCAGUACGUGACUCUGAAGGAGCAAGAUGCUGCCAGAGCUGAGGCCUCCCUUCUGCUGACGGCUCUGACCGUGACACCCCAAAGCAAAGAGCUGUCCCCAGAGCAGAAGAGGGAGCGGUUGCUUUUCAUGGAAGGUCACAUGGAAGGCUUGUGGUCCACAGGGACAAAGAAUCUCCUCCAGAAGCACAGGGAGUGCACAGACUGGGAGAUGCUGGAACGUGAGUUGAAUUCCUUCAUCGGUGGGAGCUUGGAGGAAACAGGGGAUGAUGUGAGGAUGCAGAACAUACUCAAAGACAUGGAAGACACUUUCCAAACAACUGAGCCUUCCAGUCCCUCCAAAUCCGAGUCAGGUGCCAGCGAAUCCAAAGCCAAUGAAGCCACUGCAAACCAAGAGUUCCUCCACUUGCUCAAGCGCCUUGGACUAGAAAGUCACUAUCCAAGAAAAAUGGGCACAGGACAUUUCCACAUCAUCUGCAAGGCAUCUCUGCAUGACAGCCAGCCCAGCAAGGACCAGGAACUGCCAUUUCACUUCCUGCAGAAGCUCUUAACUGUGGACUAUCGGGUGAGGUACCUGACUUGCAGAGAUGGGAGCAACCCAGGAUUUGCCCCCGUGCCAGAAAUCACAGAGCAAGAGCACGAACCCUCAGACUCCUUUGAGAACUUUCUACAGGAUUUGGAGGAAGCUACCCCAGAAGCUGCAACCAGUGAUGGCCACGUGCACCCCAUGGACCUCCAGAUGGCAAUUUUCCACUGUGCUGAUGACUUCCUGAGACAGUCCAUUGCAACCAAGCUGGCCUUCUGCCAACUGGCACUGCCCCUGCUGGUGCCCAAGCCGGGCACUGCCCAGAUCGAGUUCCCGCUCUGGGCCCUCAGCCAAAUCAAAAGGGGCUGGAAAGAGGUGGAGAAGUCGGGACAGCAGCCCAGGAUGAACAGUCACAAUAACAAACUCAUCCAUCAGGCAGAGACACCCAUCGUGUCCUUCAUCCGCAUUGGCACCUCUGCCUCCUCUUCCAAGUCUCAGCUCCUCAAUGCUCUGCUGAGCAAACAAAGACACGACACUUUUUUCCACCGCCAUUGCCGAGGCAGCACCAGAGAGCGUUUGCUGAUGGCAGGUGUUGUGGAGAUCGCCUGGUACUGUCCCCGGGGGAGCCCCGAUGACACCUUUGAGUGCUGUGUGGCUUUCUGUAACCUGCAUGGAGACGCCAGGGACCACGGAGCGCAGCUGCAGUUCUUACAGGAGAUCUCUGCUCUCAACGUGGCUCUUGUCUCCGACUUGGAGCACAUGGACGACAGAGGGAAAAAGCUUCUGCGUGAGCUGUGGCAGUCACAAAGGCCUCUGGUUUGUCUUCUCACUGACAAAGAGAAGGUUGCAGCUGGACAAUCCAGCAAAAACAUAAAAAUAGGGAUCAGGAAAAAAAACGAAGCAGAAAUGUUGGACGAGCUCACCAAAACAAUCAGGAAUCUGCUGGAAGGGUCCAACCCUCGUUUCAGCCUGGACGCCUGCCUGGACAAAGCUCGCCAGCACGGAUUCUUAGUGGAUGAAGAUCGACCCGAGUGUGUGACAGCCAAAGCAAAGGCAAAGGAGCUGGUGACCCUUCUGAAGAAGGAGAAGCUGUCUGAGAUCAAAUCCCAGCUCCUGCCUCUUCAAGGAAAACUGUGGCACCAGUGGUGCCAAAAGGACAAAGAACUCACUCGCUUGCAGGAGAAGGGCAACAGGAGCAUCGAGCACCAUCGGAGCCAAAUUGAAUCUGAGAAGGCAGCAAUUAGAAGAAAGCAACGAAAGCGAGCCUUCCCCCUCAAUCAGCUGAUGAAACCAUUCCUUGCCUUUCUCCAGUCACAGCCAGCAGAUACCAAGAAAUACUUCCUGCAGUGGAUGAAGGUCUUUAUGGACGACCUGUCCUCUGGUCGCCUUGAGGAACUGAGGAGAGACUAUCACAAGUUAUGGUCUGAAAUCCUGGAAAAAAAGAAAAGCAAGGAAAAAACCAGUCCAAACUCUGAGUUGCUGAGUAGGUUGGAGGCCCUCUCUGAUGAAAUCAACGAUUCAUCUGUUGGCCUGGAGCAUCUGCUGAGAGAGGUAGGGCAGAUCUAUGAAGCUCUGCACUUAAGGAACUCAAAGAAUGAAAAUGUUGUCAAACUGCCCCAAAUGGCAGCAGAGCUGAUGGUUUUGGGGUAUCCUGUGGAGCUGCUGGAUGGAGAUGCUUCUUACCUGCCCCUGUGCUGGGUGGGAGCAAUCUUUGACAGCCUCAUUGAGAGGCUGGGGGACAAACGAGUGUUUGUUCUCUCCGUGCUCGGCAUCCAGAGCACAGGGAAGUCAACCCUGCUGAAUGCCAUGUUUGGGCUGCAGUUCAAUGUCAGCGCGGGGAGAUGCACCCGGGGAGCGUUUAUGCAGCUCCUGCCACUGGACGAGCAGCUGCAAGAGGACGUGGGCUUUGAUUACAUGCUGGUUGUUGACACAGAGGGCCUUCGUGCCAUAGAGAUGGCCAAUAAACAGUCCCUGAACCAUGACAACGAGCUGGCCACCUUUGUCAUCGGCAUUGGCAACAUGACCCUGAUCAACGUCUUUGGGGAAAAUCCCUCAGAAAUGCAGGAUGUUCUUCAGAUCGCUGUGCAGGCUCUUCUGAGGAUGAAGAAAGUACAUCUUUCCCCCAGCUGCCUCUUUGUCCACCAAAACGUGGGAGAAGUUAAUGCCAGUGAGCAGAACAUGGAAGGACAAAGACGUUUGCAGGAAAAGCUGGAUGAAAUGACCGUGGCAGCUGCCCAGCAGGAAUGCUGUGACGUCUCCUCCUUCAGCGACGUCAUCCGCUUUGACGUGAACACCCACAUUCACUACUUUGCUCACCUGUGGGAAGGAAACCCCCCAAUGGCACCACCCAACCCCACCUACAGCCACAACGUCCAGCAACUGAAGCGCAAAGUUCUCCAGGCUGCCAAGGAGUCCCAAGGCAGCAUUUUGACGCUCUCCAGCCUGAAAGUCCGUAUUGGUGACCUCUGGAAUGCUUUGCUGAACGAGAACUUUGUUUUCAGCUUCAAGAAUUCACUGGAGAUUGCUGUGUACAGGAAACUGGAAACUGCCUUUUGUCAGUGGACCUGGAGGCUGAGGAGUCACAUCUUAGAUGUACAAAUGAGACUCGACAACAGAAUUCGGAACGGGGACUUGCAGCAAGUCACCAGAGAACACCUGGAAGGGCUCGUGCAUGAGACAAGUGAUGCCAUCUUGACAGACAUGGAAAAGUAUUUCAGGGAAGACAAACACUGUGAGAUGCUGGUCCAGUGGAAAGGCAGCACAGAGCGGAAACUGGAUGCACUAAAAGAGAACCUUGUUCUUGAAACUCGGAAGAAAUGUGAGAAUCUCAUUGAACUGCAGAAGACCCAGAGUAAACUGGAUGCAAGGAAGUCGGAAUAUGAAGACGAGCUCUUGAGAAAGAGCAGGGAGUUGGCUCUGACUCUGAAAGGCAAGAGCCUCAGUGAGAGAGAACUGAGAGACAGCUUUACUUCUCUCUGGGCCGAGUGGAUUACUGAAGUCUCCCGUGCUGCUCCCCCACUGGAACGGGUGGAUAUUGAUGCGGAAAUAGAAGAUGUCCUUCUGGAGCGUUUUACAGAGCCUGGUUUCCAUGCACGGAUCAGGUCAUUUCCCAAACACACAGGAUUUCCCUUGGACUUGAAGAAACAUGUCACAAAGAAAAAGGGUUGGAAAACAUACCUCCCAUGGAAUGUUUCCAAUGCUGAUGUGAACUUGCAGGACAUCACAGACAACAUCAUAGAUCGUGUGAGGGCAAACAUUGAUAAGAAGGAACAGGAGAAACGGGAUUACAGUCGAUCCUUUAUUCAUGAAAUACUCCAUGAAGUACAGGAAGGUGUGAACAACGUCCCCAGCGAUGCACCAUUUAGGGUUAACAAAGAUUACAGCAUAGAUUUAUCUCUGUACCUCUGCAGAAAGGCAGCAGAAAGGUUUAAAGCCAUGCACGAAGCAUUCCAGAAGGCAAAUGACCCAGUCACCUACCUGAAGAGCAAGAGAGAAGAUUUCUUCACAUGUUUCCAGAUGUCCUGCCAAGGAGCCACUUCUGUCACAGCUUUUGCUGUUUUCCUUUGUGACAAGCUUGCCCCAGCUCUUCGCCGGGCCGUCUAUGAGAGGACGGCUAAAGCCAUCGCUGGGGACAUGCAGGGGAAAGUCCCAGAUUUCCAGGGCAACAGAGCCAAUCUGGAUGUUUAUAUCCUGAGAUUCCUGGCACAAGAACAAAACUUUCAGUAUUUCAAGCAGUACUUUCAACACCCAGAAGAGUUUUUUCAGUGGUACAUUGAGAGACGUGUUGAGAGUUACUGUUUAGGUGAGAGCCGGAGGCUGGAGAACUUUUUAGAUUCCUCCCUUGAUGUUCUCUAUGGAAACAUCCUGUCAGCUGUUGCUUCAUCAACCCAAAGGGUCAAAGACAGAAAAGACCAAAAGGACAAAAUCUCUCUCUGGCUGGAUGAAUUUUGCAGGGAACUGACAGAGCUGAUGAACUUGCCCAGAAGUGACCUGAAGGGCCUCGAGCAUCAGGAGAUCACAGACAUUGAGUUCCUGAGCAAAGCCAUGGCAGAAGCACUGCCUGCCAUGGACAAUGAGCUCAGAGGAAAAUUUGCUGUUGCUGAUCUGAGCUGGUUUGAAAGGAAGCCUCACACCAUCCUGGUGGAGCAGUUUUCGGGGUGCUGGGAGCAGUGUCCCUUUUGUGGGGCUGUCUGCACAAACACCAUGCAGGGACACGAUGGAGACCAUCAGCUUCUCUUCCAUCGACCAGAAGCUUUGAACGGAUGGAGGUUCCGAGGAACAGAAGAGCUGGUCAUUGAUAUUUGUUCCAGCAGUGUUGCAAGUGACCGUGGAUUCUACCGACACCCAGAGGAUGACCUCAGCUAUCCCUACAAGAGAUACCGGGAUGCAGGACCUCCUUUCUCCAACUGGAAAAUUCUUCCUGAUCCAUCCACACAAGCCUACUGGAAAUGGUUUGUGUCUCAUUUCAGGACAGAGAUAGAAACCUGGCAUGGUAAGAAAUUUCAAGGCAGAGGAGAAAUCCCUGAGGCCUGGCAGAGAAUUACCAAGGAGGAAGCACUUGCUGAGCUGGACAAGCCUUAGGCCAUGUUGAUGGAAGGAAGAUGAAAGAAGAUGAAGGAAGAACCUUCACGGCUUUGCAGUUGAGCAGAACAGAGUACAAGGCUGUCCACAAAAUGCUGUUUCAAUGCUUAUGCUCCCAAGGCCCAUGAAGACAAUGGGAUCCAACUGCUCACAAACUGGGUGAAAUAAGGCGCGUUACUCCGGCCGUCGCUCAGAAACUCCCUCGCUUCCUGAUCAGCCAGAAUCCUCUUCCCUUCCUGCUGUAAACAUUUCCCUCUGCUUUGCCCUUGAGCAAAAGAAAAACCCACCCUGGGCUGCUCAGUCCCAUGGCCAAGAUGGAGCCCAAGUGCCAGGGGAAGGGCAAAGGCAGCACGAGAAAGCCCCAGUUGGAUGAGCUGCUCUGAGGAAAUAAGGGGCAGUGAGCAAAGCCCAGCUUUCCUGCAGCACUGCAAUCCCAGCACAAAGGGGGAACACUGUGGUACUGGGAAGAUCAUGGGACCCUCCAGUACCUGUCAGCCGAGGGACAAUCCAGGUGUUCUGCUGCAGAGCCAACAACCACGUCGAACCCCCUCCUCAGGUGCCAAGCCACGACCCCCCCCUCCCGUUAGGUACAGCAAGAGAACUUUACACCAACCAGAAACAAAAGGUAAUUACGACUGAAGCCACUCCAGCUCCACCUAAACACAAAGAAUUCGUAUGAAAGUAAGUUGGGGAGAGGGGGGAAAUUGAGGAAGACUCCCCUGAACCUGCUGGGAUCAGCUGAGGGGUUGAACCUGCCUCCCCCCCACCCCAGGGACGCCUGUGGGGUGAGAAAUACACUCUGGGCAGGUUCAACGGUGCUUUAAGGAGCAGAGCUUUGGUCGGGCUCCCCCCAGAGGAUAUUGGCAGAUUGCUUCGUGUUCCACCUUGGCCUUGCUUCCCAGAGCCCAGAUUGCUUUCAAACACAGUUUUGCAGCCAGACGCUGCCGCCAACGCCCACGAACCUUAUUAACCUGUCCCAGGCAGUGCUAAUAAAGAGUGUGAU